GGCGAGUGGGAAGGGACUCAGUGCAGGGCGAGAAACGCCCACAGCACCAAAGCCCCUCGGAGCGUCGCCCCCCGCCCCACCCUAGUUCUAGAAAGUCAGUUUCCCGGCACUGGCAACCCGGAACCUCAGGGGCUGCCGAGCUGGGGGGGCGCUCAAGCUGCGAGGAUCCGGGCUGCCCGCGAGACGAGGAGCGGGCGCCCAGGAUGGGGUGCAUGAAGUCCAAAUUCCUCCAGGUCAGAGGCAAUACAUUCUCAAAAACUGAAACCAGCGCCAACCCACACUGCCCUGUGUACGUGCCGGAUCCCACAUCCACCAUCAAGCCGGGGCCUAAUAGCAACAACAGCAACACACCAGGAAUCAGGGAGGGCUCUGAGGACAUCAUCGUGGUUGCCCUGUAUGAUUAUGAGGCCAUUCACCAUGAAGACCUCAGCUUCCAGAAGGGGGACCAGAUGGUGGUCCUAGAGGAAUCCGGGGAGUGGUGGAAGGCUCGAUCCCUGGCCACUCGGAAGGAAGGCUACAUCCCAAGCAACUAUGUCGCCCGCAUUGACUCUCUGGAGACAGAGGAGUGGUUUUUCAAGGGCAUCAGCCGGAAGGACGCAGAGCGCCAACUCCUGGCUCCAGGCAACAUACUGGGCUCCUUCAUGAUCCGGGAUAGCGAGACCACUAAAGGAAGCUACUCUUUGUCCGUGCGAGACUACGACCCUCGGCAGGGAGAUACCGUGAAACAUUACAAGAUCCGGACCCUGGACAACGGGGGCUUCUACAUAUCCCCCCGAAGCACCUUCAGCACUCUGCAGGAGCUGGUGGACCACUACAAGAAGGGGAGCGACGGGCUCUGCCAGAAACUGUCGGUGCCCUGCAUGUCUUCCAAGCCCCAGAAGCCUUGGGAGAAAGAUGCCUGGGAGAUCCCUCGGGAAUCCCUCAAGCUGGAAAAGAAACUUGGAGCUGGGCAGUUUGGGGAAGUCUGGAUGGCCACCUACAACAAGCACACCAAGGUGGCAGUGAAGACGAUGAAGCCAGGGAGCAUGUCGGUGGAGGCCUUCCUGGCAGAGGCCAACGUGAUGAAAACUCUGCAGCAUGACAAGCUGGUCAAACUUCAUGCGGUGGUCACCGAGGAGCCCAUCUACAUCAUCACGGAGUUCAUGGCCAAAGGAAGCUUGCUGGACUUUCUGAAAAGUGAUGAGGGCAGCCAGCAGCCAUUGCCAAAACUCAUUGACUUCUCAGCCCAGAUUGCAGAAGGCAUGGCCUUCAUCGAGCAGAGGAACUACAUCCACCGAGACCUCCGAGCUGCCAACAUCUUGGUCUCUGCAUCCCUCGUGUGUAAGAUUGCUGACUUUGGCCUGGCCCGGAUCAUUGAGGACAAUGAGUACACAGCUCGGGAAGGGGCCAAGUUCCCCAUCAAGUGGACAGCUCCUGAAGCCAUCAACUUUGGCUCCUUCACCAUCAAGUCAGACGUCUGGUCCUUUGGUAUCCUGCUGAUGGAGAUCGUCACCUACGGCCGGAUCCCUUACCCAGGGAUGUCAAACCCUGAAGUGAUCCGAGCUCUGGAGCGUGGAUACCGGAUGCCUCGCCCGGAGAACUGCCCAGAGGAGCUCUACAACAUCAUGAUGCGCUGCUGGAAAAACCGUCCGGAGGAGCGGCCCACCUUCGAAUACAUCCAGAGUGUGCUGGACGACUUCUACACGGCCACAGAGAGCCAGUACCAACAGCAGCCAUGAUGGGGAGGACAGGGCAGGGCCAGGGGGUGCCCAAGUGGUGGCUGCAAGGUGGCUCCAGCACCAUCCACCAGGGCCCACGCCCCCUUCCUACUCCCAGAAACCCACCCUCGCUUCAGCCACAGUUUCCUCAACUGUCCAGUGGGUAGGUUGGACUGGAAAAUCUCUUUUUGACUCUCGCGAUCCACAAUCUGACAUUCUCAGGAAGCCCCCAAGUUGAUAUUUCUAUUUUCUGGAAUGAUUGGAUUUUAGUUACAGCUGUGAUUUGGAAGGGAAACUUUCAAAAUAGUGAAAUGAAUAUUUAAAUAAAAGAUAUAAAUGCCAAAGUCUUUACCAAAA
This is a messenger RNA of Symphalangus syndactylus (siamang), 2054 nucleotides long. RefSeq names its product HCK proto-oncogene, Src family tyrosine kinase (gene HCK). Gene Ontology annotation, biological process: protein phosphorylation. Gene Ontology annotation, molecular function: protein tyrosine kinase activity; protein binding; ATP binding. The record is from RefSeq and is a predicted model, not a curated record. Lineage: Eukaryota; Metazoa; Chordata; Mammalia; Primates; Hylobatidae.